UCUCCGGACGUGCUCGGGGGUUUUCGGCUGCGUCCAUGCGCGCUCCCGUCUGUGUGUCGCUGCUGUUUCUAUCGCUGCUGCUCAACGAUGAUGCGGCGGCUCGUCACUUCAGUGAGGAGCAGAUGUUCGCUGUCAGACAACGCAUCAAGUCCAUGUUCUACCACGCCUACGACAGUUACCUAGACCACGCCUUCCCCUAUGACGAGCUCCGCCCACUCACCUGUGACGGACAGGACACCUGGGGCAGUUUCUCUCUGACUCUGAUCGACGCUCUCGACACGUUACUGGUUUUGGACAAUGGUACAGAGUUCCGUCGCGUGGCGUCGCUGCUUCAGGACAACGUGGACUUUGACAUCGACGUCAACGCGUCAGUGUUUGAAACCAACAUCAGAGUGGUGGGGGGUCUCCUCUCCGCUCACCUGUUGUCGGGGCGAGCAGGGAUGGAGCUGGAACCCGGUUGGCCGUGUUCUGGUCCACUGCUGAGGAUGGCAGAGGACGCUGCCAGGAAACUGCUGCCUGCGUUUCAGACGCCCUCGGGGAUGCCGUACGGGACGGUGAACCUGCUGCACGGCGUCAGUCCCUCGGAGACGCCGGUCACCUGCACAGCCGGCGUGGGGACGUACAUCCUGGAGUUUGCGGCGCUGAGUCGACUGACGGGGGACGCCACGUUUGAGGACACGGCGCGGCGAGCUCUGAAGUCUCUGUGGACGACCAGAUCUGACAUCGGACUGGUUGGGAACCACAUCGACGUCGUGUCAAAGAAGUGGGUCGCUCAGGACGCCGGCAUCGGCGCCGGCGUGGACUCGUACUUUGAGUAUCUGGUGAAAGGCGCCAUCAUGCUGCAGGAUGAGGAACUGCUCCACAUGUUCCUGGAAUACGACCGAGCCAUUCAGAACUACACUCGCUUUGAUGACUGGUAUCUGUGGGUCCAGAUGCAUAAAGGCACCGUCACCAUGCCGGUGUUUCAGAGUCUGGAGGCGUUCUGGCCCGGUCUGCAGUCGUUGUUAGGGAACCUGGAUGGAGCCGUGAGAACCUUCCAGAACUAUUACUCUGUGUGGAGACAGUACGGAGGUCUGCCCGAGUUCUACAGCAUCCCUCAGGGACACACGGUGGAUAAGAGAGAGGGUUACCCACUGAGACCAGAGUUGAUAGAGAGCGCCAUGUACCUGUUCAGAGCCACAGGUGACCACACCUACCUGCAGCUGGGCCUCGACGCGCUCGAGUCCAUCGAGAAGAUCGCCAAGACGUCGUGUGGAUACGCGAGUGUCAAAGAUCUGCGCGAUCAUCAGCUGGACAACAGGAUGGAGUCUUUCUUCCUCGCCGAAACCAUCAAGUACCUUUACCUACUCUUUGACCCCGCCCACUUCCUGCACGGUGGGGGCACAGAGGGGGGCGAGUCUUGGGAGGAGGGCGGCGAGGGCGGUCAGUGCGUCCUCGGCGCCGGCGGCUUCGUCUUCAACACGGAGGCUCACCCUCUGGACCCGGCGGCGCUUUACUGCUGCAGCCGCCACCACCACGACCGCCAGCAGCUGCGAGAGCUCCUGCUGCACCUGUCGCAGCCCGACCGCCAAUCACAGCCCCCCGCCCACAGAGACACAGAGGCCCCGCCCACCGGCCACUCGGACAGCAUCGUGCUGAAAGCCGGUGAGAAGAAGUCGACGCCGCCGCCGCUGUCGUGUCCCGUGCAGCCGUUCAGCGCUCGACUCGCCGUCCUGGGACAGGUGUUCAGCGACAACACCUGACCUCACCCGACCCCGUGAUGAUGUCACCACUGAGGUCAUGUGACAUCCCACUGGAACGAACUGUGUUUACUGUGAAGCUCUUAUUUAAACAAGGUGAAAUAUAGUUUUAUUUAUUACAAA
Solea solea (common sole) is the source of this 1862-nucleotide messenger RNA. RefSeq names its product ER degradation enhancer, mannosidase alpha-like 2 (gene edem2). Gene Ontology annotation, molecular function: calcium ion binding; mannosyl-oligosaccharide 1,2-alpha-mannosidase activity. Gene Ontology annotation, cellular component: endoplasmic reticulum; membrane. The coding region runs from base 36 to 1742 and encodes 568 amino acids. The transcript is spliced from 11 exons. NCBI's taxonomy places the organism in Eukaryota, Metazoa, Chordata, Actinopteri, Pleuronectiformes, Soleidae. The record is from RefSeq and is a predicted model, not a curated record. Gene Ontology annotation, biological process: mannose trimming involved in glycoprotein ERAD pathway; endoplasmic reticulum mannose trimming; carbohydrate metabolic process.